Messenger RNA from Penicillium argentinense, 993 nucleotides. RefSeq lists its product as uncharacterized. The transcript is spliced from 4 exons. Gene Ontology annotation, cellular component: plasma membrane. The record is from RefSeq and is a predicted model, not a curated record. Gene Ontology annotation, biological process: intracellular potassium ion homeostasis; potassium ion import across plasma membrane. Bases 1 to 993 code for a protein of 330 amino acids. Gene Ontology annotation, molecular function: high-affinity potassium ion transmembrane transporter activity. NCBI's taxonomy places the organism in Eukaryota, Fungi, Ascomycota, Eurotiomycetes, Eurotiales, Aspergillaceae.
AUGUCCCUGAUUAAUACUAGUAUGGGCCCUUACCAGAAAGAAACCUUCAUUAACAUCGUUCGCAGAGCGUUUCCACUUCUUGUCUGUGGCUUUCUUAUUCUUGCCGGAAACACUCUUUUCCCCUGCCUACUUCGAUUAUUCAUAUGGGUCCUGAAAAUGAUGUUGCCAAAUAAACCCACUUGGAAAUUGUGGCAUCAGACUUUCGAAUUCACUCUCGCUCAAUCACAAAAGGUCGGCGCUUACUUAUAUCCUGCUUGGCAUACGUGGUUCAUACUGGGCACCGUCCUUAUCCUCAAUUCCAUCAUGUGGGGUGCUUUUGAGGUUGCUGCCAUCCAUAACGAGGAAAUUCGCGCUCUUCCAGUCCAAUUCAGAGUCCUAGACGGGCUAUUCCAGGGAUUAUCUGUGCGUGGUGGUGGUUUUACUGUUGUGGCAUUUGAUCGACUCCCACAGGGAUUGCUUAUCCUAUAUGGUAUAUUUCUCAUUCUCCAAACGUGGAAGUCAUGUUUUGAGCAUAGCAGCACCAAUUCCGCAGAUAGUUGGACCACAGGUCCACAUCAACAAGAAUCCUAUAUAUCAACCCGCUCAAAGUUUCCGCAUGCCCGCUUCGCUUACCAACAAUUCCGCUCUCAAUUCAGCCACGAUAUCUGGUGGCUCUCGCUCGCUAUUAUUCUCAUAACCACGACUGAGUCAGAUCACUUUCAAGCAGAACCGAUGGCUUUUUCCACAUUCAAGGUUAUUUUCGAAACAGUGUCUGCAUACAGCUGCGUCGGUGUAAGUAUCGGUUAUCCGGGCAAAAGCUAUGCGUUUUGUGGUGCGUGGCAUACGCUUAGUAAAUUAUUUUUAAUUGCAGUUGCAUUUCGAGGAAGGCACCGUGGUAUAUCUGUUACUAUUGACAGUUGUGCUCCUUUCUUUGAAUCGUCGGUAUCACCAGAGACAAAUAGACACGUCGAGGAAGAGAGAUUUGCAGCACAACAUCAAGAAAUUGUCAGAUAG